This is a messenger RNA of Panicum virgatum (switchgrass), 2926 nucleotides long. Its product is annotated as protein MICRORCHIDIA 6-like. The transcript has 17 exons. Lineage: Eukaryota; Viridiplantae; Streptophyta; Magnoliopsida; Poales; Poaceae. The record is from RefSeq and is a predicted model, not a curated record. Gene Ontology annotation, cellular component: nucleus. The coding region runs from base 386 to 2704 and encodes 772 amino acids. Gene Ontology annotation, molecular function: ATP hydrolysis activity.
AUCGCACCGUGGCUCUGGUCGCGGUGACAGCGCGGUUGCCGCCGGGAAGUUCGUGCCGCGUUGCGAGCCCACACAAGGGUCGUCGUGGCAGUGUUCGAGUUGACGGGCAAACCAAGAAAGUCACGCACACAACCUGUUCGACGAGAGGCUUGAGCGGCGAGGCGUUUUCCGUUUUCGUGAUUUGCUUCAAUUCUUUUUCUUCACUUCCAGCGAAUUUUCCUUUGACAAAAUACUCUUGUAAAUGUUUUCAUUCAGUUCAUUGAAAUUUUUGUUUUUAAAGAAAAAGAAAAAGCUUGCUGUUGUCUUUUUCGAAGCGUCGAUGUUGUGUCCCAUGUGUCGGCAUUCUCACCAUCGUCCCCACUAACCGCUCCCUCCGCUCUGGAAUAUGAACAGCAACCGCCCCACCGACGUGACGACGGACGCCAUGGACGCGGAGAGGGACAUCAAGCCCUUCUUGUCCCCGACAACCGCCACCCCUAUCCAGCGGGGCGUCCACGGGCCUGGCACCUUUCAGGCGGCGGCGCGGCAAUUGGAGAGCGGCGGCGCUCGAGUGCUAACCGGGGUGCAACCGCAAACUCUGGCGGAAGCGGCGUGCGCCCUCAACCGGGCAGCUUCGGAGCUGUCGGGUGGCACCGGCGAUCGGACCAGCUGCGCCAACGAGGCAUUCGAGGGCACAUCGGUUCGUCGUCCUUGCCCUGCACCACGGUUCAGCAGGAAGUUCUGGGGCGCCGGCGAUUACGAUGCGGGGGCCGGGAGCUCUGCGCCACAGCCGAGUGUGCAGAAUCGCAUGUGUGUUCACCCUGAAUUUCUCCACUCCAACGCGACUUCGCAUAAAUGGCCAUUUGGGGCCGUGGCAGAGUUAUUGGACAACGCGGUAGAUGAGGUUGAAACUGGUGGUGCUACAAAAGUAAUAGUGGACAAAGUCAUCAACAACCGGAACGGAUCACCAGCUUUGCUAGUUCAAGAUGAUGGUGGAGGCAUGGAUCCUGAUUCCUUGAGGCGUUGCAUGAGCUUUGGAUUUUCAGAGAAACAAUCAGGAUCUUCGAUUGGACAAUAUGGAAAUGGAUUUAAGACUAGCACAAUGCGGCUCGGGGAAGAUGUUAUUGUUUUCAGCCGUUGCACAAAGAGCGGUGGGCCUACUCAAUCCAUUGGUCUCCUCUCUUACACUUUCUUGGUGGAAACUGGCCAGACAGAUGUUAUAGUUCCUGUGGUGGAUUACAAAUGCAAUCUACUAAGAGGACAAACUACACGAUUGGAGCGACAUGGUUCAGAGCACUUCUCCUCAAAUUUGUCAGUGUUGUUGAAAUGGUCCCCUUUUGCAACAGAAGAAGAGUUAUUGCAGAAUUUCAGCAACAUUGGCCCACAUGGCACCAAGAUUAUAGUGUUCAAUUUGUGGUCCAACGAUGAUGGUAAUUUGGAGCUUGACUUUGACACAAAUCCAGAGGAUAUUAUGAUUAGCGGUGCGCCAAAACCAGAAGAGAUUAGUAACGCUGUGAAAAGGACUAAUGAGAAUCAUUUGGCUAAUCGACUGCGCUAUUCUCUUAGGGUGUACACUUCUGUCUUGUAUCUGGAGCUACCAGAUUAUUUCAGGAUCAUACUUCGAGGGCAAGAAGUUAAGCGUCAUUACAUUGCUACCGACAUUAUAUAUCCUGAAUGCAUCAGUUAUAAACCCCAAAUUUGCGGAAAACAAGAGGCUGAGGUUAUUACGACCAUUGGAUUCCUAAAUGGCGCUCCAACAAUUAGCGUGCAUGGAUUUAAUAUUUAUCAUAAGAAUCGCCUUAUUUUGCCGUUUCAUCGAGCUCUGAGUUCUGCAAGCAGUAAAGGUAGAGGCGUCGCUGGAGUACUUGAGGUAGACUUCAUCAAGCCGACUCACGACAAACAGGACUUUGAGAAGACACAGCUGUUUCAGAGGCUGAUGAACCGCUUGAGAGACAUGACUACCGAGUACUGGGAUAUUUAUUGUCACAAGAUUGGAUAUGGGAAAACGCCACGCGUGCGUGCGGCUCCAAUCCCUCCUCCUCCAGCAAUGCUCCCAAUGGAGAAUGGUGCUGCUGAACCAUUAGAGGGGACUGCACCUGCACCUGCAGUUUCAGUGCCACCCUUGAGAGCCCAGGGUACCUACGUGAAUGCAGUUCCAAUUGCUUUUGCACCCCCUAGUUUUGGCUCAGCCCCUGCCGGAACAGCUGGUGUUGCACCAAGAGCUCCUACUGGUUACUCCCCGUCAGACACAGAGAUCAUGCAAGUCAACCAGAGGACCUCAUCUUCCUCGGCUCCUGGUUCUGAUUUGGCAGGAAAUAGAAAACGGAGGGAUGACGAGAUCACGCACUUCAACCAGAGGAUCUCAUCUUCCCUGGCUCCUGGCACUGAUGUGGUAGGCAAAAGAAAACGGAGCGAUGACGAUGCUGCUCUGACGGUUUCAUCUAGAAAGCACGCCACGCAUGAUUUGGUCGGCAGCAGCUCCGCUGGUGACCAGGUAUGCCACUACACGAGAGAUCGAGAGCUGAGGGAAUUCUCCUUCUUGAAGAUGGAGAAUCGGAUGCUCUGUGAAGAGUGCUCACAUUUUGAGAUGCAAGAGAAGGAGCUACUGCUCAAGGAACAGGAGCUGCAGAUCCAGAUUGAGCAGGCGAAGGAGCAGUACACCAGCCUGCUGAACGAGUACGUCUCGGCGGCGGAGGCUCCGGCACCGAAACGAACCGAUCGAUAGGCGUCCUCGUUUUCUGAAGCCACCCACCCCGCCGCGCGAUUUGGUCGUGCUCGAGCUCUCCUGGACAUCUUCAGCGUGCCAGAGAACAACCCAGCGCGCAAGCAAGCAGCCAAACACCGUGCUCGAAGCGGGCGGUGCUUUUGGAAUUGGGCUGCCAGUGUUGGCAUAUAGUACUAGCUCGAACGGCGCGCACCCGUCAGGCCUGGUGUUUCUUCUCCGUGG